AUGCUGGAUAAUGGUAUUUUAGUUAUCCGAUGUAUUGAGGUUGAAAACUUCAAAACUUACGCAGGAAAAGUCGUCAUUGGUCCAUUCAAUCGCGGUUUUAACGCAAUCAUCGGAGAGAAUGGAAGUGGUAAAAGCAAUAUAAUAGAUGCAUUAUGUUUUGUUUUUGGAACUCGAGCUAAAAAGCUCAGACACAAUAAGCAGACAGGUUUGAUUCAUCAGUCUGAAAACCAAAAGCCAACAUUUUCUAAAGUAACAAUAUUUUUUUCAGUUUUUCUGCAUCGAAACGACACAGUGCCUCUUAGAGACUUUUCCAUUGGAAAAUCAAUCACACUAGAUAACCAAAGUAAAUAUUUUAUAAACGACAACGGUGUUUCUUACGCGGAAAUACGGGGAGAGUUGUUGCAGUAUAAUAUAAAUUUGAACAGAAAUAGAUUCUUGAUUUUUCAGGGUGAAAUUGAAAAAUUUUCGCUUCUGCGACCAAAAGCGUCCGAAAACUGUUCUGAAGGUUUGCUAGAAAUGUGUGAAGAGUUGAUUGGAACUAAUAAGUUCAUUGAAGAAAUAAAACGGCUUGAGCUCGAUUUGGUUGAUAUCAAAGAAUGCGUCAAAGAUACAAUGAAUGCAAAAAAUCUUUCCAAAAGCUUUACAGAAAGAUUGAAAAUUGUGACGUUGAACGGAGAAGUUAUUGAAAAGUCCGGUUCUAUUACGGGAGGGAAUGCCAUAAACUAUCUUUCAGCCAGGCAUUUAUACCUCAAUAAAGACGUCGACGAUUUUUCUAAACUUCACGACAAAAUAAAUCUAAUAAACCAAAAAAUAGACGAACAGCAAAACAAAGUUAUCGAGUUGAAAAGAGAUAUAAAUUAUCUUACUGUGAACUGUGUGGAAACGUCGAAAGUCGAAAUGAAAUAUAAAAUCGAUGAAGGCGUAAAACUGCAAAACAAAUUGGAAAAACAAAAAGAGCUCUACAAGGUAAAAUCAAAACAAUACGAAGAAGUUUGUGUUAGACUAGAAAAUGUCGAGUUCAAAGAACAACUGAGUAAGCUCGAUGACUUAAAGAAAGAAGAAAUUUUUAUUUCUACUAAAAAAAACAUGCUGACUAGUCGUAUUCAGGAAUUAGAAUCGAAAAUUGAUAAAGAAUCGAGUUCAGAAAAGAACAUUUUGCUUAAAAAACUAAAUAAAAAUAUGGAACUCAUCUCUCAAUAUACGUCUAUUAAAACUAAUUACCACGUCGACAGUGAAAUAAAGAAACAAAGAUCGGUUCGUCUUAAGGAUGAAAAGAUUGAAAAAUUGAAAAGCGAUUUGGAUCGCAUCGAGAAAUCAAUUCAGGAGCUGGAAGAAGAAUUAGCCGAAACGCAAAGAAAUCUUAAAACGAUUUCUAAUACUAAAUUAUCAAUUAAAACUGGGCAAACAGAAAAAGACAGGUUGAAACAACUGAGUGAAACCAAAGAAAACUUGUUGAUUUUACAAAAAAAUUUUCAGCGUGACAAAAUAACUGUUGAAAAAGUUUUAGAAGACAUUUUUAACGAGCACAAAACUGAAUCUGAAAAAGUCUCACAUAUUGAGAGUAAAAUUAACCAGUUGUGCGUGUCAUUUGAUAAGUUGCCUCCAAUUUUAUUGCAAGAUGAUCAAUGUCUGAUAAACGAUAUAAAUGCUACACGAACUGCACAGACUGACAUUUAUCAACUUGAAUACGAUGAUAAUGAUGAUAAUAAUUUAGUCAUAGGAGAAGAAGAGCCAUAUAAAUUUGACCUUGUUAAAGCUGGUCUAACGCUUCCCGAUAUUAACGACAAAAAACUAUUUCUUAAAGUUUCCUACACCGAUCUUAAUAAUGAAUUAUCCAAAGUAAAAGUGUUGGCAGAAACGGCAAAAAUGGCAGAUCUGAAAAUAUUAGAUGAAUAUUAUCUGUUGAAGCAUAACUUGGAGAUGCUGAGCUCGAAUAUGUAG
Dermatophagoides pteronyssinus (European house dust mite) is the source of this 1941-nucleotide messenger RNA. RefSeq names its product structural maintenance of chromosomes protein 4-like. The record is from RefSeq and is a predicted model, not a curated record. Lineage: Eukaryota; Metazoa; Arthropoda; Arachnida; Sarcoptiformes; Pyroglyphidae.